CCCAAAUAUGACAAAACGUUCAAACAUUUAAAAUUCUAAUUAAACAAAAAUGUUUAAUUUUACAAUGUAGUGAUGUUGGUUGGUAGCCUCUCUGAGGUGUAAUUACACAGAAUUUAUGAUAAAUUAAUGUAUUUUAUAAAAUGUCAUAAAAAACUGCCCCCUCGACCCCAGUUUGAGAACCACUGGGCUACACAAUGGAAUGGCUGAAUGAGCCUCGAGACUCCAGAUGUGAAAUGGGCGGAAACUUUUUCAAAACUCCACAACAGACUCUCGAGCGGACUCUGCUACGGUGAUUUUUUUUUAGGAAAACUGCACGUAAACAUUUUCAGGAUUUCUUGCCAUUAUAUAAUCGAGAUUUUAACGGAUAUAUUUACGAUCAGUAUAAACUAGAAGAAAAUGUUAAGCGAAAUCGAGACAGCUUGGUCUUCGGACGCUUCUGCUGCGGCGGCAGAGGGGAACCCCGGCCCGAGCGACAUACUGGAAAUUACUUUCCAGAAGAACCCCACUCAAAAUAAUAAAUUCCUAGAAGCAGAGCCCAAGAUUUUAGGGGUUACACAGAUAAUGCUGACCGUCCUCUUCAUUACUUCCAAAAUGGUUUAUUUUUCAGACUGGAUAGAAACAAAUAUCGAUAUAGGUUGCUCCUGUGUUGGCAUAAUAGCUGGUAGUCUGGCAAUAGCUGCACAGAAUCUCCACCUACCAACACUCAAAGCUUGUUUGGGAAUGCAGAUAGUCACGUGCCUGACAUAUGGGUUCAUUCUCAACAUCUCAUUUGGGUUUCGUUCAAACCCUGCAACAACAGCCUGCUGGUACAGCCAGGUGUUUGAUGAACUAUCAAUUGGAUUUAGUCAAAUGGAGUUAAUCGAUAAUCUCACGGAAGCGGUUCAGAUUGCCCUCUCUAUUACUCUAGCGGUAUAUUGCUGCAAGGUUAUUCAGUGCUGCUCGCCCAGGUCUCAUGAGCCUGUCAUCGUUAUAAAGCCCAGAGCUUCAGAUUGAAAGGAAGUAUAUAUCUACAAAGAGUGUUUAUGUGAACGACAUUAUGAUUUUCUGUCCCUAACAAUAGUAAUGAACUGAUCAUUGUCAGGACUCCAUCACUGGCACCAUCAUCUUCAUCAUUGACUCCUCCCACUUGUUCACGCUCACCUGAGUAUUGAUCCUCCUCACCUGCGCACCAUCAUCUCACUCCCUUUAUAACCUGCUAUAUUUAUAACCUAUUAUAAAGCUAAGUGCAUAUCAGAAGAACUGUUAACGUUUACUCACCAUUUCUCUUUCACUCGCUGUGUACAUUCAAUAAACUAUAUUUAUCUUACCUCCUGUCUGCUUCCCAUUCCACUGUGUAACAAUCAUAUUGUUAUUAUAGCUAUAGACAAAUACUAAUAACAUAUUUAAAACAUUUUAAGACACUAAUCCAAAAUAGCAUGUUAAAGUUUGUCUUGAUGUGCAGAGCAUUUUUGAAAUGUCAACAGAAAUGCGCACUAUGAUUUAAUAUCUAAAGCUCCAGCCAGAUGAAUCUAAACAACUUGUGUAGGGGAGAUAACUGCCCACCCAACUACAUAUUAAAGCAAUAGUGAAAUUCA
This is a messenger RNA of Misgurnus anguillicaudatus (oriental weatherfish), 1574 nucleotides long. Lineage: Eukaryota; Metazoa; Chordata; Actinopteri; Cypriniformes; Cobitidae. The record is from RefSeq and is a predicted model, not a curated record.